This is a messenger RNA of Debaryomyces hansenii CBS767, 144 nucleotides long. Its product is annotated as DEHA2D00286p. The transcript has a single exon. Bases 1 to 144 code for a protein of 47 amino acids. Lineage: Eukaryota; Fungi; Ascomycota; Pichiomycetes; Serinales; Debaryomycetaceae. The record is from RefSeq and is a predicted model, not a curated record.
AUGGUACAAUUUGUCAAAAAGAAUGUUUCUAGCAGCAAAUUAAGCUCAUCCUUUAUCUCUAGAUUUUUGGAAAUGCAGGAAGAGCAUGGAUCAAGUGUAGCACUUAAUAGUACAAGAAAACUAGCAGAGAAGACCAGCAAUUAA